Messenger RNA from Cheilinus undulatus (humphead wrasse), 2314 nucleotides. Its product is annotated as alpha-N-acetylgalactosaminide alpha-2,6-sialyltransferase 2-like. The record is from RefSeq and is a predicted model, not a curated record. The transcript is spliced from 10 exons. Gene Ontology annotation, molecular function: sialyltransferase activity. Lineage: Eukaryota; Metazoa; Chordata; Actinopteri; Labriformes; Labridae. The coding region runs from base 380 to 1780 and encodes 466 amino acids.
GGAGGAAAUACGUUUUUCAGACAUGAUGUUAGAUUGAUAGUCUUCUUUUGACAGGCACUCUCAGCUACCUUUAGGGAUUUCUAUUUCAUACUAACUUUGGUGACGCCUGUGAACAAUGUGGGGACUUUCAUCUAAUUACUGAUUUUGUUUUGUAUAAGCUGAGACCAAAAUGCCUUAAAUAGGAAUUUCCAGACACAGGAUUCAAGCUGUGCAGACAAGAAGCCCCAAGUGGAGUCCAGACGUGCUGGGGUUAAUCAAAUCCCCCUACUCUCCCCGAGACUAGUUGACCGGAAAAGAGACAGAAACUAAGCAGGACUACAUCCUCGACCAUCCUCUGCCUUCUUGUGCCAAUAAAGCAGGGAAAGCAGACCCUCAAGGGAUGGCAUCCCGGAGGAGGCAAUUACUCUGUCUGAUCGGCUUCUCCCUGUUAAUUUUUUUCAUCCUGUGUGUGAAACCAGAAAGGCCUCUGACCUGGACUCUGCAGCCCCUGGAAUAUUUCAAAGAGAGCAGUGACUCUGGAAAACUUCUAAAUAGAAAGAGUGACGGUGAAAACAUCUGGUCUACUAAUUCACCCCUCGCCUCAACCAGUGACUCAAAACUCUCAGAUCGGCAUAAGAAAACAACUCCUUCAACACCCUCAAACACUGAACCCAAACCAGCAGACAACAAUGUCCUGGAUUCCUCAAAGUCGCGUUCCAGUUCUGUUGAUGGCUCAGAAACAAACAGAACCAGGAUCAGUACCAAAGCACCCUCAGUGAAGCUUCAGCAGCCCACUCCAGAAGCAUCAGAGCCUCCCAUCAUUGAAGACACCUACAUGACUGAAGAUAUCCCACCACAGACAUACUGUCCAGAUGGCGUCCGCAGUCGGGUCACUAAGACUGAACUUGGGAAGCGCUUUCUGAAAAACAUUCCUAUCCUGCAGUGGGCCAAACAUGCCACUCCAGAGCAGCACCAUCGACUGAGACAGUACCCAGGAGCCCACGGCUGGAAGGACAUCGAUUACAAGACACUGGUGGCAGCUCUUUCUGCCCUGAACACUUCAGCAAACCAGCAGCUAUUUGACGACUGGCAGGAUCGCAGAAAUAAAUCGGAGUGUAUCCGCUGUGCUGUGGUGGGGAACGGUGGGAUCCUGAAAGACUCAAAGAAAGGGGAAGAGAUCGACAGUCACCACUAUGUCUUCAGGGCCAAUGGGGCAGUCACCAAAGGUUUUGAGCAGGAUGUGGGGUCUCGGACUACUCAUUACACCUUCACCGCCAAAACACUGAUGAUAGCCUUCAGGGACUACCAAGGUCUUGGUUAUAGAGGACCCCCUCUGUCAAAGGAAACACGUUACGUUUUCCUGCCAGAUUUCGACCGCUCGUACCUGAUGAUAAAGGCUGCAGCGACACACACUCUAGUGGAGAGAGGGAAUGAGAAGGGAAAGGAUCCGACAAAAUUCUUUGGACAGGACGUGUCAGCAGAAAAGUUAAAGAUGUUUCAUCCUGAUUUCUUGCGUUACAUCCGAAACAGAUUCCUCUAUUCCAAAAAUAUCAAUGCUAAAGGUGUGAGAUAUUACCGUCCAUCUACAGGAGCUGAACUGCUGCUGACUGCAUUGCACACCUGUGACGAGGUGAGCGCUUAUGGCUUCAUCACCCCAGACUACGACAAGUAUUCAAAGUACUACUUCGACAAAGACUUCACACCAGUGAACUUCCCCCGCAACCACGACUUCAAGAUGGAGCUGAACCUCUGGCAGCAGUUUAGCCGUGCAGGACUCAUAAACCUCUACAGGCGAGAGUGAGUGCAGGUAGACCAGAGAUGAUGUCAUCGCGUCUACAAUGGAGUUUUACAUGUUUGGACAUGGUUAGAGAUAACCCAACAGUCAAACAGCCCAACCUGCCUCCACAUGACUAUUCAUGACUCUGUGCAAAACAAAGAGGAGCCUCGUUUCCAGUCAGAGCAGUGUAGGUACUGUCCUCUGUGUGGGGGAGUAUUUUCUGUGGAAGGAAACAAAGCCACCCACUGGGUGUGACUACUAAGAUUAGAUGUUUACAAAGCUGUGGCUUUCAGUGCCUUUUUAAAUGUGAAUCAGUAGUUUGUAUAAAGCGCUGAGACUCAGGUAGAAGUUAGAGGUGAUUCAGGAAGAUUCAACAGAAGCACUAAGAGAUCAAUCAGUGCCCUUAGCACAGGGAUGUCAAACUAAAUCACAGCAGGAGCCGAAUUCUGAACUUGCAUCCAACCUGAGGGCCGAGCGGGGUCAACAUUAACCAUAAACUGUCAACAUCAUUUUCACUAGCAAUGAAUUAUGGGGAGAAAAAAACCCUUAGCACUGAUG